Cavia porcellus (domestic guinea pig) is the source of this 1693-nucleotide messenger RNA. It is a transcript of the gene Wnt6, whose product is annotated as Wnt family member 6. Gene Ontology annotation, biological process: neuron differentiation; multicellular organism development; canonical Wnt signaling pathway. Gene Ontology annotation, cellular component: extracellular region. NCBI's taxonomy places the organism in Eukaryota, Metazoa, Chordata, Mammalia, Rodentia, Caviidae. The transcript has 4 exons. Gene Ontology annotation, molecular function: frizzled binding; cytokine activity. The record is from RefSeq and is a predicted model, not a curated record. Bases 255 to 1352 code for a protein of 365 amino acids.
CCCUCCCACCCCCGCCCCCGGCUCUGAUUUCUUCUCCCGAGCGAGCUCGGCAGGAGACACAGGCGCUGGCGGCCCCGUCCGCUCUCCGCCUCUGCCGCGCCCUCCUCGCCCAGGAUGGGCCCCCCCACCGUCGCCGCCGCAGCCGUCGCCUCCUGGCCACAGCCUCCAUCGCCGUGCUCGCCCUGAAGCCCAGGCUGUCGCGCUGCCCGGGUCACCCCGCAGCCUCGCCCCUGCCCGGCCGAAGAGCGGGCGCAAUGCUGCCACCGGUGCCCUCCCGCCUCGCGCUGCUGUUACUGCUGCUCCUGUGUCCCGCGCACGUCGGCGGACUGUGGUGGGCCGUGGGCAGCCCCUUGGUCAUGGACCCUACCAGCAUCUGCAGGAAGGCACGGCGGCUGGCUGGGCGGCAGGCUGAGUUGUGCCAGGCAGAGCCAGAAGUGGUGGCAGAGCUAGCCCGGGGCGCCCGGCUUGGGGUGCGAGAGUGCCAGUUUCAGUUUCGCUUCCGCCGCUGGAACUGCUCCAGCCACAGCAAGGCUUUCGGGCGCAUCCUGCAGCAGGACAUUCGGGAGACCGCCUUCGUGUUUGCAAUAACUGCGGCCGGCGCCAGCCACGCGGUCACACAGGCCUGUUCCAUGGGCGAGCUGUUGCAGUGUGGCUGCCAGGCACCGCGCGGGCGGGCCCAGCCCCGGCCCCCAGGCUUGCCUGGCACCCCUGGGCCUCCCGGGCUCAUGGGUUCCUCUGACGCCAGCGCCGCCUGGGAGUGGGGAGGCUGCGGUGAUGACGUGGACUUUGGGGAUGAGAAGUCAAGGCUGUUUAUGGACGCGAGGCACAAGCGCGGACGCGGAGACAUCCGAGCUCUGGUGCAGCUACACAACAAUGAGGCUGGCCGGCUGGCCGUGCGGAGCCACACGCGCACCGAGUGCAAGUGCCACGGUCUGUCUGGCUCCUGCGCACUGCGCACCUGCUGGCAGAAGCUGCCCCCGUUCCGCGAGGUGGGCGCGCGGCUGCUGGAGCGCUUCCACGGCGCCUCCCGCGUCAUGGGCACCAACGACGGCAAAGCCCUGCUGCCGGCUGUUCGCACGCUCAAACCGCCGGGCCGUGCCGACCUGCUCUACGCCGCCGACUCGCCGGACUUCUGCGCCCCCAACCGGCGCACGGGUUCGCCGGGCACGCGCGGCCGCGCCUGCAAUAGCAGCGCCCCGGACCUCAGCGGUUGUGACCUGUUGUGCUGCGGCCGCGGACACCGCCAGGAGAGCGUGCAGCUCGAGGAGAAUUGCCUGUGCCGCUUCCACUGGUGCUGCGUAGUGCAAUGCCACCGCUGCCGCGUGCACAAGGAGCUCAGCCUCUGCCUCUGACCGGUCGCUGCCUCUCCAAACUGCGCAGCCACCUCUCGGCACUUGUAGCACUGCCUGGGCUCCAGCAGGGGGCGCUGCUGUGAAAGUCAACCUGUCAGGCCGGUGAGGCCGGGGUCCUGGGGUAUGCACCUGACCUACGAAGGUUGAGGCGCCAGAGGGCCGGUGGAAAGGCGCUCUGAGAGUUUCAGGGCGGGGGCUGCGACUAUACAGGCCAUCCCUCCCUUUAGCCCCUCGAGUGGAAAGGAAAAUUUGUCUCUAGGCCUCUGGAGACCGGACUCCUCUGAACUGCGGGCCAUGGGAUGCAUGGGUGAGGUCCUCAUCAAUAAAGAUAUUUAAACCCA